AUGAAUCUUUUAUUGUUCAGUCAGAAAGGCAUAAAGAGCGGAUGGUUGCCGCCUCCUCCUGCCCUCCCUCCUCGACCAUCGACCUCACAGGUUUCUCAGUUCAUCGGCGUUUCAGAGAAAACUCCCCAGAAAAAAGUGCAGCAGCCGAACUUUGCUGACUUCAGUCACUUCAGAGAAGAGGAGGCGAGCAGCAUGAAACCAGAGGAUCAGGGUCAAGACCUGGCAACCCCUUCAAAACAGGACAUGAUUGGAGUUCCUCUCAGUCAGGCGCCACAGAAGCCGGUCCGCAGGAAAUACCAUGCAGAGAGCCAGAACCUGGAGGCCACGCCCCCACCUGCCGCGCCGUUUCCUACUCCAACCAAACCUGCUCAGAGGCUGCUGUCCAAACAGAAGAGGGAGAUCCAGACGGCAAUCCGUAAAAACAAAGAGACCAACGCCGUGUUGACGCGCCUCAACAGCGAGCUCCAGCAGCAGCUCAAGGUCAGCAUGUCUUCUUGUUUCUACACAUGCAACCGUCCCAGUAUUCUGUGUGUGAACGGGUGUGGACCGCAUUAGUGGCUGACCACAGCGGCUUCCUGACAUUCCCUGCCCUCCUACGUCCUCCGGGGGGAAGAGAACCAGCUCCCCAGCUCGUAGAGGAGAGACUCGCACAAAAAGUGCUCAAAUUGUCGGCAGUUGAAUUCUGCGCUUGUAGCUCUGCUGGUUGCUAGAAGUCUCUGUCGUACUAGAGAUAAGGCAGUAGUAGAAUCAAGAAAAGCUGAAUUUAACUGCACAACAGCGGCUAGCAAAGACAACAAGGUCAGCAACGCCUGUAAUCCGUUGUCCAUGUUGAAUUAACCCGGUAGUCACUCAGUUAUCGAGGCUGAUGUCGUUUGUUUUCCUUCGGCAGCAUAACGAAUCAUGGAAAGACACUUUUUGAUUGCUAAUUUCAUCACAACUGAAUCAAUAUUAUGUUACUGCAUG
Messenger RNA from Anarrhichthys ocellatus (wolf-eel), 963 nucleotides. Its product is annotated as ralBP1-associated Eps domain-containing protein 2-like. The transcript is spliced from 6 exons. Lineage: Eukaryota; Metazoa; Chordata; Actinopteri; Perciformes; Anarhichadidae. The record is from RefSeq and is a predicted model, not a curated record. Bases 1 to 555 code for a protein of 184 amino acids.